Neodiprion virginianus is the source of this 519-nucleotide messenger RNA. RefSeq names its product 60S ribosomal protein L44 (gene RpL36A). Gene Ontology annotation, biological process: translation. Lineage: Eukaryota; Metazoa; Arthropoda; Insecta; Hymenoptera; Diprionidae. The record is from RefSeq and is a predicted model, not a curated record. Gene Ontology annotation, cellular component: ribosome; cytosolic large ribosomal subunit. The coding region runs from base 141 to 455 and encodes 104 amino acids. The transcript is spliced from 4 exons. Gene Ontology annotation, molecular function: structural constituent of ribosome.
AGUAUCGGAGGUUGAAGAGAUCAGAAAACGGUGGAAUAUAUUGGUAUUAAACUCAUGCGGACAAGUCUACGCAAGCGUACCGCGCAGCUAACAGGCAUUUCCGGCCUGCCUCCGCUUCCUUUUUCUUCUAAACAACCAAGAUGGUGAACGUACCCAAACAGAGGCGCACGUUCUGCAAGAAGUGCAAGGUCCACAAGCCGCACAAAGUCACCCAAUAUAAGAAAAGCAAGGAAAGGCAUGCGUCUCAGGGCCGAAGACGUUAUGAUCGUAAGCAACAAGGUUUCGGAGGUCAAACGAAGCCCAUUUUCAGAAAGAAGGCUAAGACAACCAAGAAAAUUGUGCUAAGGAUGGAAUGCACUGAGUGCAAGUACAGAAAGCAAAUCCCACUUAAACGUUGCAAACAUUUCGAGCUGGGAGGUGAUAAGAAGAGGAAGGGCCAGAUGAUCCAGUUCUAAACCUUGCGUUUAAGAUUGUAACUAUACAAACAAAAAAAUAAAAUAAAUCGUUCAAGAUUUGAAA